Messenger RNA from Fimicolochytrium jonesii, 1691 nucleotides. RefSeq names its product tyrosyl-DNA phosphodiesterase-domain-containing protein. Lineage: Eukaryota; Fungi; Chytridiomycota; Chytridiomycetes; Spizellomycetales; Powellomycetaceae. Gene Ontology annotation, molecular function: phosphoric diester hydrolase activity. The transcript has 2 exons. Gene Ontology annotation, biological process: DNA repair. Gene Ontology annotation, cellular component: nucleus. The record is from RefSeq and is a predicted model, not a curated record. The coding region runs from base 27 to 1649 and encodes 540 amino acids.
AGUCGAGUUGGGCGGGGAACGGGGUUAUGGGAGAUUUGAAGAGGAAGAGGGAUGUGGAGGACGCCGCGGAAGCUGGGCCUGUGAAUCGCCCUGUUGUUAAUGGCGGCGCGUCGGCCGAAGGGUCGGCGGGCUCUGCACAAGCAUCGUUCUCACUGAAUGCUAUGGUAGAUAGGGUAGAGCUAGAGCGUGCGCGGUUGGAGAGGGCUGCGAAGAAAGUCAAGGUCGAUAGCUCAGGAUCAGUUCGUUCGGCCGUUGGAAAUCCGGCUGCGAAUGCACCGACUCCCAGCAUUGCUAAUCAACCGGCAUCUACUCAGAGCAGCAGCACGGCGUACUCGAUGAGAUACCCCCACGGCCACAUCGGAAUGACGCAGGUGGACGGACCGGCGGAUCCUCGAUACACCCGCUUCGAGGAACUCGUGGACAGACAUCACCUGCAACGCGGGAUAUUCAGCGCCUUCCAGAUCGACGACCAGUGGCUGAUGGCGAAAGUCAACCGCACGACCGAGAAAUACAUUGUCCGGCCCUAUGGAAUGGAGAUCUUGGAACCCCCUCCGAUGCAGUACCACCCUGGAUACAACAUGUAUUGGGUAUUUCCGCCCCGCAGGAGGAAGUAUUGCUGUAUGCAUGUCAAGCUGCUUGUGUUGUGGUACCCGGGGUUCUUGCGCGUGGCUGUCCCGUCCGCGAAUCUGGUGAAUCAUGAUUGGGUGCAACUGGAGAAUGUUUUCUGGGCCCAAGACUUCCCCCUAUCGCCCACCCCUCGUCCCGAAAACGCAACAUCCCAAUUCGCCCUCGACCUCACCAAUAUCCUCACCCUUCUCGAAAUCCCAUCCACAAUCACCGCUCUCCUCGCCCACGCCGACUUCUCCCUCGCAGCCGUCAAUCUCGUCUUCUCCAAACCAGGAACCCACGCCGGCGACGACCUGCACAGUUACGGCAUGCUCCGACUCGCCCACUGCGUGCGCGAGCUGCAUAUCCCGCAUCUCUCACCGAGUGAAAGCACGCUCACGGCCGCUACAUCAUCCCUCGGUGACACGACUCUUUCGUGGCUCACGCAGAUGCUUCGCGCCGCUUGUGGGAAGGACCCGCAUCGGCAUACCAGCCAUGAGGACGAGGACACGGCACUCACCCACGUCCGCAUCCUCUUCCCUACAAAAGAAACCGUACUCAGCUCGACCUACGGUGCACCCGGCGCGGGAACAAUCACCUUUCAACGCAGAUACUGGGAAAAGCACCAUUAUCCGCAGCGCUGUUUCCGCGACUCGAUCUCGACGCGCCAGGGCGUGCUCUCCCAUGCGAAGAUGAUGGUGUGUUUACCGGCUACGGUUGCAGAGACGGGGUUUAAGUUACCAGGGACGCCACAGUUUGCAUCAUCAACAACGACACUGCAACCGCCAACGCAAACAGCACCGAUCGGCUGGUACUACUGCGGCUCGCACAACACGACCCUCUCGGCGUGGGGCAAGUUGGCCCCGAAUCGCAGUGGGACGGCGAUUGAUAUCAAUAAUUGGGAACUGGGGGUUCUUGUGCCUGUUGAUGCUGAUGGGGUUGUUGUGGGGGGAGAUGGGCAUGGUGGUGGGGGCUUGCGUGCGGUGUGGCCGUAUGUUAUGCCGGCUAGGGAGUAUGCAGGGAGGGAGCCGUGGGGGAGUUGAAAGUCAUCAUUUCGCCGAUGCACGGUGCGGUAUGCACAGUUU